This is a messenger RNA of Coregonus sp. 'balchen', 4430 nucleotides long. Lineage: Eukaryota; Metazoa; Chordata; Actinopteri; Salmoniformes; Salmonidae. The record is from the annotation of a GenBank genome assembly.
CGCUACAAGCUACCAUUGAAUGGUUGCGACCCGCCAUAAAAAAACUUAAAGAUGAAGAAGUAGAAGCUUCCCAUUAAUUUUCUCCUCAAAAGUCAAAUCAGUUUUCCAAAAUUGACAUUCACUAGUACCUAAAUGAUAACGAAGAUUAUUACCAAGUAAUUACAGGUUUCAGGAAGAUCAGGUUGUCCAGGUUUGUCAAUAGUAUUGUGUAACAUUAGCUAGCUACCUUGCAAGAUAAUGCUAAUUCCACAUUGCUAGCUAGCAUUUUUGUAUGUAGCUUGCUAGCUAACAACAUUGUGCAUUAUGACAUUUAGAUGUUUUAUUUUCGUUAGUAGCUAAUGCACUGUUAAAUUAAUUCGUCAGAUUGAUAUAAUAUCAGGACAAAUGGCUAUUGCCAUAGUUUAUCACGCAGUGUGAAGGUUUUGCCCUGAUACAUGGCUGUUGUGUUGUGCUUGCUAACACUGUCAUUGCUACAAUACUAACCAACUAUAGAGCCUACAGUGAUGUCUGAAGAAGUGAUCGUCGUGGAGUGGGCAGAGCCUGGUGCAUCAGAGGAGGGAUACCAAGUCCAACUCAUUACAGACAACCCCUCCGCAGGUGUGGUACUCAGGCUACAGUAGCCGAAUUCAAUCAGAGUUUUAGAUUGUGUUUGUCAUGUACUCCUGUGUCAGGAAUGUUUGUCAUAUACUCAUGUUUCUCACUGGAUCUGUGUUGUCACAGUGUUGCCUGACAGCCUCGUCCAGAAUAUAUUGGUGAACACUGUGGUACAAGGCCAAGAGGAGGAUCAUCCACUACUAGAUGACAACGGUAAUGACCUCUGUGAGUAAGAACAAAUUCUGUGUACUCUAUCUUGAAUUCCAAGGCCAUCAAUGGUCUUUGCAUGCAUCUUUCAAAUCAUAGUUGCUUAGAUCUACACUUAGUAAGUGGAAGGCCUUGUUAUAUCCAGGUUAGCUUACCACAUGAUUGUACCAUCUUACUUAGGCCUAUCACUUUGUAUUUCUAUUUUUACAGAUUGUGAGGAGUGUCAUGCCUCCGACAAAGACCAGUGUUAUGUCCAAGGUGGUCUAUCCUUCAUGCUGGACUCUCCCACUCCAAUGGGUGUACCCCAGAGGGCCCUCCUCACCCUACCCCAUGGGCUGGUGGUAGGCAGGUCCAGUAUCCCAGGGGCAGGCCUGGGGGUCCUAAACCAAGGGCCAACGGUGGCCCCAGGAAUGCACUUUGGCCCCUGUGAGGGGGAGGUGACUACCAGGGAAAGAGCAGUAGCAAGUGACUACUCCUGGGAGGUGAGUGAGUGCUGAUAUAUUGGGCAAUUCUGAUAUCUAGGGCAAUUCAGAUGGCUGAUUUAGGACCUUUUUACUGAAGAAUGUGUUUGUUUCCUAUGAUUGUGUUUUGUAUCUCUGUUUUGCUUUUCGUAGUGAUAUAUGUGUAUAUUUUUGUAUUUGCAGGGCUCAUCUGUUAAAGAGACCUUGGUCUCAGCUUGACUCCCUGUCAAAAUAAAGGUUAAAUAAUGUACAAAAUACUGUGUCCCAACUGGCGCCCUAUUCCCUACUUUUGACCACAGCACUAGGACCCUGGGUGAUAUUUGGCUGCACCUAUAAGCCUAUUUCAUGGAAAUCUUAAGCAUUGUGUCUAUACUCUAUUUAUGACUAUGUUGUGCCGAGUCAGCUGAGAUUAUUUGUCAUGUUUUUCUAUAAAAGCAUUGCUCUUUUUUCAGGUCUGGAACAGUAAGAGUGAAUCUGAGUACAUCGAUGCUGCACGAGACACUCAUUCCAACUGGAUGAGGUAACUUAGGUUGUAGGACGUACCCUCACUUAUUUUACACUCCAACUCUGUCUGUUUCUUAUGGAGUGCUAAGUCACAUUGCGCUCUCUCUCAGGUAUGUGAACUGUGCUCGUAGUGAAGAGGAGGGUAAUCUCAUAGCACUCCAGUACAGGGGGAUUGUUUUCUUCCACUGCUGCCGCUCCAUCCUCCCAGGAGAUGAGUUCCUGUUUUGGCCUGGGGGCAGAUUCAUCGAAAGGUUCAGGGACCCCUCUGACCAAAUCUGGCUCCGAAAGUGCACCCCUUCAGGUACUUAUCGUUCCCAGUCUCCUUAUACGAACUUGCUCUGGCACUGGGCGUCUAGAAGGCUCCUGUGAGGGUGCAUAAGGAAUAAUAAUAGGGAAUAUUACAAUUCUCAAACUCAAAGUCACUUUAGUAAUGUUUAGUAAGACCUAACCUUUUCGUCUUAUUUUCUCUCUGUUUCAGAGUUUAGAACAGAUUUGUCGUCUCAGGUUUUCCUCUGCUGUCAGUGCCAGCUUUCUUUCACCACCAAGUCCUACCUUCAAAAACAUACAGAGAAAUCACACUCUCUGGACCUAUCGCCUGCGUCUGCAUUGAGUGAGCUUGACAGUCACCUUUCUAACGGCAAUGUGAAGCCAGACCCUAUGUCGUCAUCCUCUGUAGGUGAGUUGGCCUACCGGUGCCCUCAGUGUCCUAAGAGCUUUAAGCAGAAGGGCCAUGUCCAGAGACACAUGCGAAAUGUCCACUCCAAGGUGAAACCGUACUGCUGCAUCCAUUGUAGGAGGUGUUUCGCUCAGCUGUCUUGUCUGGCCAGGCACCAGAUACGAGUUCAUGGAAAGAAGAAGAAGCAGGGAAUAGCAGAGUUUAUGUCUGAAGAGGUCAGAGGGAAGAGACAGCCAUCCUCUGACAGGACCCAGGAAACUGAGUCCCCCACCUCCGAUGCUCCACCUACAGGGGCCUCUGUCUUAUUCCCCUGUCCUCAUUGCCCAUUCUCUUCUACUGUGGAGAGCAGCCUUUGUCAGCACAUGAAGAGCCAUGACCAAAGGGAAAAGGUCAUCAAAAUGCAGGCUUCUGUAGAGGUCAGAGGGGAGAGCACCGACAAACCCGAACCCCCAGAACCCCCCUCUGAUGCUCUACAUACAGAGCCCCAGACAGAUGAGUCGGCACAAACAGGUGAAGAGGCCAACAGCUGCUCUCAGUGUGGGAAGAGCUUUAAACAGAAGGGCCACUUCCAAAGACACAUGCGAGCUGUCCACUCCAACGUCAGACCCUAUUGCUGCCCCCAGUGCAGGAAGUGUUUUGCUCAGGGGUAUGACCUGGCGAGGCACCAGCUACGAGUUCACGGAACAAAGAAGAAGCGUGGAGUAGUAGAGGUCAGAGGUGAGGAGGUCAGAGGGGAGAGUCCGCCACCCUCUGACAGCGCCUGGGAACCAGAGCCCCCCUCCUCCAAUGAUUCACCUACAGAGACCCAGACUGGAAGAGCUCCCUCUCAGAGACUGAGGAACCUCAGGGUAAAGUCCACCAGGACCUCUAAUGCUAAAACUAAGGCAAACGCACCAAAACAAAGACAAACCAGUACCAAGAAGAGGUCCCAUUCAGAUCCUGAUUCAGAUGCUCUGGACAUGGAGGGUGAUGCUGUAGGAGAUGAGGCCCAGUACAGCUGCACUGAGUGUCAGGGAACCUACGACAAUCCAGAGUCUCUCAAAUCCCAUCAGUGCAUCCAGGUCGUGGUGGGGCCGCCGCCGUACUCUUGCUCUACAUGUAGGGUUACCUUCAAACGGUACACCACCCUGAAGAAGCACAAGCUCAACAAGCACCCAAAGGAAAAUAUGCGUUAUUGCUGCACCCGCUGUGGAAGGUUCUUCAGUCAGGCUGCCAGUCUACAGCGCCACCUGGAGGCCGAAGUAUGUAAGGACAUCCAGCUGAGCUCUGAAGCUGUCCCCUGCUCCUACUGCCAAUUCUCCUUCACUGAGGAGAGGUACCUCCGGAAGCACGUUAAGAGACACCACCCUGAUGAGUAUGUCUCUCAGGCCUCAGGCCUGGGCUCAGGCCUCAUUCAGCCAGAGCAGAAGGCCGUAGAGGGAGGAGAGGUCCACCUCUGCUUUCAGUGUGGGAAGAGCUACAAGUACGUUAAAUGCUUCAAAUCUCACAGGUGUUUCCAGUCAGUCACAGCCAAACGGUACUUGUGCAAUGACUGUGGGAAAGGUUUCUCUUGUUUCUACAGCCUUAAGCAGCAUCAGCGGAUUCACACGGGAGAGAAGCCAUACCGCUGCUCUAAUUGCGAGAAGUGUUUUAGCCACUCUGGACAGCUGAAUGUACACCUGAGGAUACACACAGGGGAGAAGCCUUUCCUGUGUACUGAGUGUGGAGAGACCUUCCGUCAGUCUGGGGAUCUGAAGCGCCAUGAGAGAAAACACACAGGGGUGAAACCAUGUACCUGUCCUGAAUGUGGAAAAAGCUUCAGUCGACCUCAGAGUCUGAAAGCUCACCAGCUGCUGCACAACGGAGAGAAACUGUACAAGUGUGAUCAGUGUGUGAAAAGGUUUUCACGAAAUUAUCACCUGACAAGACACCAUGAAAAGAUGCACUCAUAAUUUGGCUGCACCACACACACUGUUGACUAUUGGGUUUAUUUGAAAACACUUGGUUAA